AAAGAUUUAUCAGAACAUUGUCUUGACUUGUAUUUAUCGACCUUUUUAGUUCAAUUUGAUACUGUUGCACGUCACUACCAUACAAGCAUUCUCUAUCCUUCACCACAUUUAUUAGUUUCACACUUGAGACAAGAUGUACUUGUCGCCUGUGAGUGGUUUCAGAGAAAAA
This is a messenger RNA of Heterobilharzia americana, 169 nucleotides long. NCBI's taxonomy places the organism in Eukaryota, Metazoa, Platyhelminthes, Trematoda, Strigeidida, Schistosomatidae. The record is from the annotation of a GenBank genome assembly.